GAACAAAGCGCUGCGAACUGUCCACACCAAAAGGACAGAGGCGUGAUAUCAACCAUCCAGACGUAUCCACACGAGGAUCUGUUCUGGGUGAGGCGUGACACCCGCUCGUCGCUGGCGGUGCGUUGGCGCGAACGACAACACCCAUCCACCAUGGCCUCCCUCCUUGAGAGUGCCAAGCUUGUCUUUGGUGCGUGCCCCUACGAGAAGCCAGCCUACAAGGUGCUGCUCAAAAAAGCUCAGUAUGAAGUCCGACAGUACUCCAAGUAAGCGACGAAGCAGGGGAGGGAGGGAGGGAGAUGGUGUUGGCCUCAGGCAGAUCUCAGAUCUCAUUGUGUGUUGUGAUUGUCUGUGUGCAGGUACAUUGUCGUGACGUCCAAGUGGUCGGGCGAUGAAGGGUCGGCAGGAUCUAAGGGCUUCUUCCCCUUAUUCAGGUCGGGUCGGCACCACCGCUCUAUCAGUCAGGCAUUUGGUUGCUCUUCCCUUGCUGACCGUGUGUGGUGUGCAUGACCGUGUGUGGUGUGCAGGUACAUAUUGGGUGGCAAGAAUGAGGGCAAACCGGCGGCAGAGGGCGGCCAGCAGCAGCAGGCAGAGAGCAUCGCCAUGACGGCGCCUGUCAUCAUGACGGAGAAGAAGAAGCAGGAGCCGCAGCCCGAGACGAUUGCCAUGACCGCUCCAGUGCUCAUGACGGGCAGGCAGGAGACCCCCACGACCACCGAGACCAAGCCGGCGGCUACCGAAAAGACCAUGUCAUUUAUCCUGCCGUCGAAAUACCAGUCCAUUUCGGAGCUCCCGAAGCCGACGGUGAGUGAGCCAGUGGAUGGAAGGAAACACACGGCCGUCGUGGCAGUUGCAGUAUGCGUGUGUGUGGCUUCGGUGUGUAGGAGUCUGGCCUGGAGUUUUCUGAAGUGGCGCCGCAGACGUACGCUGUGAUGACGUUCAGCUGGCUGCUCACGCCCAAGGCUGUGUCGACACACGCUGCCGCGCUGAGAGGUACGGUACACACGUUGCCUGAGUAGAGAGGAUGGAUGGAUGUGCCUUCGAUUGCAUCCAGAGCUGUGCGCGGCGGAUGGUGUCGAGUUGGACCCCGAUGAGAACAACAUCAUCACUGCCGGUGGGCGGCACCCACGCACAACCGCACACCGCACCACAGCCAGUCCAAUCCAAUGAGCAUCUGUCUGUCUCUCUGCCUGUGUGUGUGGUGUGUGGUGUGGGUGUUUGGUGUGCAGGUUACAACCCGCCCUUCACGCUGCCCUUCCUGCGCAGGAAUGAGGUGUGGAUCAGGGUCACCAACACCGACGCACUGCCCAAACAAGAGGAGCACCAGGAGGGCAGCACACAGCAGGGGGAGCAGCCACCACAGCCGGCCAGCUGAGUCAGCUGUGUGGUCGGGGCGGGCGGGACUGUCUUUCCAAUUAGGCGGUUAUUCUCUCUCUGUGCGGUUGGUGUUUAUCGAAAGAGCAAAAGGGGAGGCAGGCACACGUGUGCCGAGCGGGCUGCGUACCUGCCUGUGUAGAUCUAGAUUGGUUGACUGGCUGGUUGAUGGGAUGGGGGCUGGCGUAGGACAUUGUUCGCGCAGGUGAGGUGCCUUUAUUAUUAAGAACACCUGCCUCUUCUCUUCAUCCGAGCUCAUCGACACACCCGAGCUGAUUGACAGAGGCCCUCCCUCGUGUUUGUGCUUGUCCUGUGGAUGUGGAUGUGAGGUGGGUGAGAGACCAUGAGUGAGUGAGCAGGCUAAGAGCACUGAAUGAAUGAGACAUUAAUUCACUUCACAGG
This is a messenger RNA of Vitrella brassicaformis, 1773 nucleotides long. NCBI's taxonomy places the organism in Eukaryota, Vitrellaceae. The record is from the annotation of a GenBank genome assembly.